UAAAAUUAUAAUUAAAAAAAACCAACCAAACCCUAGAAAAUAACAAAACACAUAAUCGGUGAUCCAAUAGUUAAUUAAUCCAUCAAUUCACCUUAAUUACAUCUUGUCGACACAAAUCCCUAUCUUAAUUUCGUCAAAAAGGUUAAUCUAUCUGCAAGUUUGGAGAUAUCAUGAGGUUCAAAAAGGGCAGUAUGGUGGAGGUUAUGAACAAGGAAGUGCCUGCGUCGUGGUGUCUUGCAGAAAUUGUUUCUGGUAAUGGACAUGCUUUCGAUGUAAGGUAUGAUGGUUACCAAGGUGUGGAGAAGGUACCUAGGAGGUUCCUUAGGCCUUGUCCUCCUGUGAUUAGUUCACGGAGAUGGGUGAGUGGGGAUAUUGUGGAAGUGUUUGAUGAGAAUUCAUGGAAAGUUGCUACUGUUUUGAAGGAAUUGAAAGGUGGUCAAUUUUUGGUAAGGCUGCAUGGAUUUACCGAUGAAAUUAGAGUCCAGAAAACAAAUGUAAGGGAGCGGCAGUCUUGGAUUGGUGGUCAAUGGAUUCCAGUUGGAAAGAUUUUAGGAAGCUAUGGAGUCGAACCAGAUUACUCCAUGAAGAUGGGCACCCAGGUACCAGUAGCUGCUGGUUUAAAGAAUUUUCAGGAAGAAGAUGGUUGCUUACCUGUCUACAAUGAUGCUAGAUUUCAGGAGUCACGUGGUGCAUCUAAGAAGCUAAAACAAUCUUCCCCUUUUUGUUCAUCUCUUAUUGGAGCUAAGAGAUUCAAACCUGCCGAGCAAGAUGGCAGUGAAAGGCACGUUUCAGGCCAUUUAUAUGAAAAGGUAGUUGCUUUUGAGGGUAACAAUUACAUGCAAGCCUCAUUUAACAAUACUUUAAAUGGUUAUAAUGAAACAGAGAAAAGAAAAACAAAUGGUGUUGGAUGUACUCUUACAAGAAUAUCAGAACCUAGUUACUCUGAUGAUGACCAGUGCUCAGUCGGUAGUUGUAGUGUUCCUAGUGAUGGUCCUAAUAAGUUGUCUAGUCCUUAUGAUGCAGAUAUUCUUUCUAGUGAUGGCGAGUCUUAUAACACUUCACGGGAUGAACAGGAAGUGGAAGUGAGUGUCCAUAGGUUAGAGUUACAUGCUUAUCGUUCCACUUUGGAGGCAUUAUAUGCUUCUGGCCCAUUAAGUUGGGAAAAAGAAGCAUUAUUGACAAACCUUCGCAUUAACCUCCAUAUAUCAAAUGAUGAACAUUUGACAGAGUUAAGGAAUUUAAUUUCUUCUGGAGCUGGUAUUCUUGAUUAACAGUGAAUUGACGGUUUUCUUUACUUUUUAUUUCUUUUAUCCCUUUUUAAGAUUAGGAUGUUCAUGUACAAUUCCAAUAAUUAUUGUAAGAAGUAAUAUGAGAUAUCACGUGUAGUAGCUUCCUCUGCCAAAUAUCUAUAGUUACCUAAACAUUUUUCGUUUUUGUAAUUAGCAAUGCAAUGUAAUCAAUCUUUAAUGAGGUGAAAUCAAAGCUCGUUCAUCUUGUUAUCCUAA
This is a messenger RNA of Erigeron canadensis, 1505 nucleotides long. RefSeq lists its product as uncharacterized. NCBI's taxonomy places the organism in Eukaryota, Viridiplantae, Streptophyta, Magnoliopsida, Asterales, Asteraceae. The record is from RefSeq and is a predicted model, not a curated record. The coding region runs from base 171 to 1271 and encodes 366 amino acids. The transcript is spliced from 3 exons.